Penicillium canariense is the source of this 726-nucleotide messenger RNA. RefSeq lists its product as uncharacterized. NCBI's taxonomy places the organism in Eukaryota, Fungi, Ascomycota, Eurotiomycetes, Eurotiales, Aspergillaceae. The record is from RefSeq and is a predicted model, not a curated record. The coding region runs from base 1 to 726 and encodes 241 amino acids. The transcript is spliced from 4 exons.
AUGAACAAUCCCGGAACUGCCGAUUUCCUGUGCGGCCUCGAAGGCACUGACGUCACUCUUGAACCACCAUCCGAGCCAGGCCUUCAUCUGCCUCGUCAACCCUGGGUGAUCGAAAAGAAGCUCUCUGAACGAGCAUCUUGGAUGACGCAGGAGGAAGUUACCGACGGCCUUGGAAUUCCGUACGCAGCUGCUAAAUUUCUCUGCCAUCGCAAGGAAAACCCGAGCAAGAAGGCUUUUAUGCGGAUUUAUCUUCAAAUUCCUGUCAUUGGCACUCAAUAUCAGAGACAUCAUAUUCAACGAAAGCAGGCUUCCAAGCCACGGCCGCACACUGAGUUGACGACCUUGAAAGAGCUUAAGAAAUUCGAAUGCGAUGUUGUCCCUGACCUCCUUGCUUACCAAGAGGGAAAGCAAGAUGAAGAUAGUGUCAUUCCAGGGGACCCAGAGGAUUUCUGGGAGCUAGAUCUUGAGUCACGCCAAGCGAUCCGCGAUAAAUUUCGUGAAGCCUAUCCAAAGCUGCAGAAGCAUGGUUACCUCCCGUGUAUGCCAGCCAUGUCCAAGAUCAUCUAUGACAAGGUCACCGGGAAUAUGCAUUUCUCAGGGUUUUCACGCGCAGACCGUUCUGAUACAAACAAAGAGUGGCAUGAGAAGUACUACGUUCUGUUUCGUUUGGCCAAGCCACCGAAGACGACUGACUGGGUCAAGGAUCCCAAAGGCUGGACUUGGUGA